Molecule: messenger RNA, 2802 nt
Organism: Linum trigynum
Lineage: Eukaryota; Viridiplantae; Streptophyta; Magnoliopsida; Malpighiales; Linaceae
Source: the annotation of a GenBank genome assembly
AUUUGAUUCUUUUUUUAUCACUACAUCAAUCACAUAUACCAUGCACGACAUACAAAAUGAAUGUAUCAAAUACGAUCUAAGAAUUAGUAAACAAGCCUAGCUCGAACUCGACUCGGCUCGUUAAUAAAUGGCUCGGGCUCGAGCUCAGCUCAUUUGUUAACGAGUCAAGCUCAAACUGGGGUAAAACUCGGCUCAGCUCGGCUCAUUUGCAGCCCUACUUCCAAUGGGUAUCCGAAAACCAAAUAUGCAAUUACCGGUUGGGUGCCACACUGAAGAAUAGAUUGACGAAACUUGCACGCACUGUCCCUUUUGUGGACUCCCUGAAACUCAGCUUCAUGCCCUCCGAGAAUGCAGUUGGAUUAGGAGUAGAUGGCAGUCAUGGGAAGAAAAGAAAUUGUUUGAGAUCGGAGAAGGAAAAUCGUGUAUUGAUUGGCUCAAGGAGAUAUGGAAAAAUUCAACAAUAGAACAGAUGUAGAAGUUCAGUGUUGUGCUUUGGUACAUGUGGAAGGAGAGAUGUAACCACCUGAACAGCAACCAUAAGAUUGACGAAGACCAGAUCAUCCCUGAAGCUUUGGGUUGGCUGCAAUCCUUCAUUAAAGCCCGAGCUCCCCUGUUUUCGGGAGAAGCUGCAUGCCCGAGUAGAUCCGAAGGCUGGUGUCCUCCCCUCGAAGAUUUCUUCAAGCUGAACUCUGAUGCGGGUGUUUUUAAACAUAUGGGGUGGGAUUCGGAUGUGUGAUCAGGGAUUGGAGGGGAAACUUUUGCGGUGCUACUGCGAAGAAGGAGAGAGGUGUCUACGGAAUUGGAAAUUUGGUGUGAUAAGAUCAGGAAGCUGGCUAAGAUCAAUGAGUCUUUCUCGGGGUUGUCGACGAUCUGGAACUUCACUCCAAGGAAGAACAACAACCCAGCUCACUGGUUGGCUCAUUCGAUCUCCUGCAGGGAUAGACAGUUAGUUUGGGUGGAUAAUCCACCUUUGUCACUUCUUUGUGUUCUUGAGGCCGAUCUGGGCCGAUCCUGUUUAGGCCAACUUUAAACUUUGAAUGAAAAGCCCACAGGUUACUAUAAAAAAAAAAUCAUUGGUGAGGUGGGUUUGGAUAUGGGUAUGGGGCGGGGAAAUCCAAAACAAUACCCGCCCCAUCCCCAUCAACCUUUUUGCGGGUUUUAUCCAUACCCGCCUCAUACCCUGUCAAAACGGGAAUUCUCCAUGUUGACUAGAUCGGAGGAAGUCGGGUACCCGCCACCAUGAAUUUGAUUGGUUGACAAUUGGGUCAUCCACUAAGGCAAUCGUUCCUACUAGGCUACUAUUGCCAGUCAGUCAGCACAUUCAAUUUGUUGGUGAAAUAAUAUAAUUGUAAUUACUUUGGGAAUAAUGCUGGAAGAUAACAUAACCUCCCAUCCCAAAUGUGCAAUGAUCACACCAAGAAACCAAAAUUAAAGAGCCAUAAACAAUUACAAAACCAUCCACAACAAUGCCAAUAAUUUGGAGAGAUCAAUCCCUAUAAAUAGACCAGGUUUUUCUUAUCAGCAAAAUCAAGUACUACUAGGGUCCUUAGUACUUCACCGUCUUCAUUUCUCUCAUCGGCUUCUCGACAAAAUGUCAAAUCCGGGUCGCCGGAAGAUUCCGAUCCGGAAAAUACCCUACAAGAACCGUUUACAGGUAACCUUCUCCAAGCGCCGAGCCGGCCUUUUCAAAAAGGCCAGCGAGCUGUGCACCCUGUGCGAGAUCGAAAUUGUCGUGAUCGUCUUCUCUCCGGCCGGCAAGGCGUACUCGUUCGGACAUCCUGCGGUGAGUCCGGUCGUCGGCAUGUUCUCGACCAAUCGCAACCAAAUUCCGUCCGGCGGAGGCGCAGUUAAGGCGGGCGAUGGUGGGCCGAAGAACGCGCAGCUGGCGCAGAUUCUCACCCAACUGGAACUGGUGGGCCAGGCGAUGAAAGCCCAACAGAACUGUUGGACGAUAUGUCCAAUUGAUGAACUUGGGCUUGAUGGGCUUGUGCAGUUGAGGAACGAUUUGGAAGAGCUGAAGUUGAAUAUUGUGAAGCAGCAGCAGAUGGAAGUUGUUGCUGCUACGAACCAUAAUUCUUCCGUCCCAAUUUCUUGAGGUGCUGAAGUUUUCUUCGAUAGGUGGCUACAAGUUUUGAACCGAAACCUCAACCGAUCGACGCGAAUAAUGAUGCUUCAUUGCUCGACAAACUACAACGAUAUCUAUAUCGCAUUGACGCUAUAGUUUUCCAAAUCAACAAACCGUUACAUAUUUGAACUGACACUACAUUUCGAUUAGAGCCCCACUCAGCUCUCAGUUAGCCUAUAUGAACAAGAUAUGUAAUGCUCAAUUAAUUGAUUCGAUUCCGGAAAAACUCAGACUGGAGCUCAACGACAAUGCAGUAAGGGAUUGAUUCGCUUGGUUCGGAUCCUAACUUCAGGAAGCUUAAUCAAAUGGUUUGCUGCAUAAACAGCAGAAUUCUAUAGGGGGGAGGAAUACAUCACCAUACGUAUACUAUAUACUAGACUAGCGAGCCGAUCACAAAAUUUAGCCCUGAUGAGCGCCUACUGAAAUGACAACACAGUAUUUACAGUGCACCUUAGUACGCGAAUGCUCAGCUUCGCCCCCUCGAUUGGCUCUCGAGUCUCGAUCAACAUCUCAUGACAACAUUACAGUUUCCCCCUGCGAACCUGCCAUGUCAAGAGAGCCUGUAUUUUUAGAGCUUUGCUUUGCUUUGCUUACUUGAGACUCAAGGUUGGCAGACAAUGAAACCGAGAUGAAAAUAGCAUAAUCAUAAACAAAACCAACAAAAGUGUUCUGCUUAC